Molecule: messenger RNA, 894 nt
Organism: Mesorhabditis spiculigera
Lineage: Eukaryota; Metazoa; Nematoda; Chromadorea; Rhabditida; Rhabditidae
Source: the annotation of a GenBank genome assembly
AUGACCCUCAAACUCCUCGGCAUAACCAUAUUGGCAAUAUGGUGGACGGGCACAGAGAGCCAAUCCUACCCACCUCGCCCAUCCCUAUAUCAACCACGGACCGAGGACUACAAUCUACCACCGUUUUAUCAGCCUCACCCAGGCCGUGAUGCCUCCUCGUUGACCCCAAUCUUCCCAUUCCACUCGGAAUUCAACACGGGACUCGACGUGAACCCGGGAAGUAGGGUUACGGUGGAUGGCAAUCUCAACGUCCCGAUCAUGGGAUGGGGAAUCUGGGACUACAAGGGUGGCGUAAAGGUGGGCCGCCCGAAUACCCGAGUCGGGGUUGGCACGCUGCACGGACCGACGAAUGUACUCGGGAUAUCACCCGAAACUGUCGCAGCACUCGCCUCCGAUCCUACUUUCAAUAGGGCCCGCAACGGCAUCCCCUCGAUCCCAGUAUCAGUGCUGCCGGGCAAUUUCGUGCCGCUCCGCUGCAAACCUCCACUAUGCAACCCAUUCGUCCACAAUUUGGCAUUUGGUGUCGACGUUGAACCCGGUGAUGAUUACCUAUUCGACGGAGGGUUGGAUUUCCCAGUACCGCUAGCCCCUGGAGGUGUCGGUGUCCGGAUGCCGAUCAAUGGCGCUGUCAAUGUCGGAACCGACCCGUUGCUCAUCACCUAUGGACAUGGAAUGGGACCCGUGGAACCGCCUGGAUUUAAGAUUACCCCCUCGAAAAUGCGUUCGGCGCGGCACCCCCGAUUGCCGCCACGGAUUAGCGAAGCUUUCCAAAUUCCGCAAGCCGUCAAGGAUCAGGCUAUUCGGGACCGAAUCGAGGAGUUCGAGCGGAAACGGGAGACCGAGAACAAGGACCGGGAAUUUGUUUCUCAGCCAAAAGAGCCGUUCCGUUUCGAG